This is a messenger RNA of Fusarium keratoplasticum, 1371 nucleotides long. RefSeq names its product Zn(2)-C6 fungal-type domain-containing protein. NCBI's taxonomy places the organism in Eukaryota, Fungi, Ascomycota, Sordariomycetes, Hypocreales, Nectriaceae. Gene Ontology annotation, molecular function: DNA-binding transcription factor activity, RNA polymerase II-specific; zinc ion binding; DNA binding. Gene Ontology annotation, cellular component: nucleus. The transcript is spliced from 5 exons. The record is from RefSeq and is a predicted model, not a curated record. The coding region runs from base 1 to 1371 and encodes 456 amino acids. Gene Ontology annotation, biological process: regulation of DNA-templated transcription; DNA-templated transcription.
AUGGAACUGAAUGGAUCCAAUGCUCCCAUCAAUACCAACCGACGGCUAGAUAGCUGGCGAUCCGCAAUGAAUGACACAACGACUGACACAAAUGGAGUCCUUCAAAUAUCAAGCACUGCUUGCCAGCGAUGCCGAGGUCAAAAGCUCAAAUGCACUCGCCAGCGACCUACGUGUUUGCGAUGCAGAAGGCUCCAAGCCAACUGUGUCUACCCAGCUCCAGCCAGUCGAAAAGGGCCACGCAAAAGCCAAACCUCACAACAAGAGACUUUUGCAACCACCAAGAGUCAUGGCAGCAGCACGAUGGCCACAGCCGUUGGGCCAAGUACCACAGUUGUCCCCGAACUUGGUCAACGGGUCUUGACUGAAGAUUCUUUGUCUUCCGUCGUUCCAUGCACUAAUGCAGCAUCUGUCGAAGAGCCCGUACAUGAUGGCAGUGCGACACUCUUGCCUUCACCACCACAAGGGAGCUGGCAAACCCCUGAAGAGAUACCGGGCACCUCGCUGCAGAAUCGCCCCUGCUAUGAAUCAUACCGCCUCUACCUUGAGACUCCAGUGUCCGAAUUGGGAACGAACAACACAAUGCAGCAAAGGCCAACGUUCGCCCUGCCCCCAAGGGCCGUCGGCCUCUCCCUUCUCGAAAUUUACUUUGCACGGGUUUACAAUGCGCACCUACUCUUCUUAAAGUCAUUUCUUUUCCAGGAAUACAUAGAAGACAGGCUACCGGCUUACCUCCUGAAGGCGGUUUUUGCGCUUGCCUCCUUGUUUCUUGUCCCCAAGGGUGAAGAAGACACCCCAGUGUCCAAUGGGGUUUCUGAACUUGACAUACUUCGCAAUUAUCAUGUCUAUAGCCUUCCUUGGGCAGAAGCCGCCACAAAGGAAGUGCUACUGCUUACCAUGGACCAAGUAUCUCUUCCAAUGCUACAAGCAUUUGAGUGUCUGACAAUAUACUGGUUUGGGAUCGGAAAUCCCAAGAACGGUAAUCUAUGCCUAGCAUUGGCCUAUCGCUUUUGCCGCAUGGAUGGAUAUGGCCAGCAGCUCACCGAUGGCGGUGUCCAAGACCUUUCGUUGGAAGGGGAAUUGCGACGCCGAUGCUUUUGGGCCUGUUGGGUUUCUGCUUGCAUAUCUGCGCAGUCAGAACCGCAUCUUAAGUCAGCGUGGUCAGAGGUUGCCGACGUUCCAUUGCCCGCAGCCACACGCAGCACUGCCACAGGAUGGAAAAUUUCCCUUGUUGGUCAUAUGGACUCGGACUGGCACCCUGUUCCCGAGGCUGAACACGAUUCUGAAAGUGAUCACCCCGUCGCAGCAUCAUUGGUUGUCCUGAUCGGGGUAUGGUAUGCUAUUCUUCACCUGACGGCCAACCUCAUUUUCUGA